UUGAUCAACAGGAGUUACUGAACAUUAGGGAAAUUAGACAUUUUCAAACUUCCAAAUGUAUUUAUUCCUUGAUGAGGGGGUCAUUUGUGUUAUUCCCUGAGCGUCUAGUUUGAGAUUGCGUUUUUGGAAAUCUGAUUGAGCGUACCAAAGGUAACAUACUCCCAAGAACACUGUCUUAUUAGCCCUAUUAAGCUAAAUUUCAUAAUGCCCUGAGAGACCCUCACACAGUCUGCACCUAUUUGUCUGACAUUCCCAGGACGGUCAAACCCAUCCGCCUUGGCUGAUAGGGAGAUGGCCUUGGAUUCAGACAGCGACAACAGAGGUUUGUCACGAAGCGCGCAUGAAAAACAUCCUCGGGCGGCGUUGGAGCGCGGCGGCUAUGUAAGAGCACGUGUGAAGCCCCUGCCACGGGACGCCGACGACCAUCAGUCGUGGACGAGUAGCGGAGCAGCCGUGACAUGGAGGAGUUUCCGAGGAGCGUCGUCUGCCGUCUGCGUGGCUUCAGUCUCGCUUAUUCUCGCUCUGCUGCUCAGAUUGGUCGGUUGGGACGCAGGCCUGGUAGGCGCACUACAUUACAGCCACGAAAAUAGCAGCGAAUCCCGUCCUGCUCGUCGUCGUCUUCAUUGUGCAGCAGCAGCGGUAGCGAGCGGCGCUGCUGAGCUCCUCCUAGCCGCGUGGUACCUGCUUUCUCCCGUGUUUACCCUCGCAUGUGCCUUCUUCUGGAUCGGGCUUUAUCUGCGUCGCCGCGGGGUAGGGGUCCGGACGGCGGUGUGGUCGCUGGCGGUGUGUUGCCUGAGCGAAGCGGCGGCACAGAGCCUCCCGUCCCGCGGCCGCGGUGCAGAGGAGCAGCUCGUGUCUCUCCCGGUCACCCUGGUGGUCCUCGGCUGCCUGGCCGGUGGGACUCUGCAGGUCGUCACGGGGCUUGCCCAGGGAGUGUCCUCGCUUGUCUUCAUCAGCGGCAUCCGGGUGGUCUCACUCGUGUCUCUGAGAGGAGUCGGGGCCUGCUGGAGACCCUACCUGGCCUACCUGCUGGGGCUGCUCGGGGUUUUGCUUGCGAGGUAUGCUGACCGGCUCCUGCCGGCCUCAGGGACCAGCGGGACGGGGUGCUGUGGCUCUGUGACCGGGGCGAAGGAGGAGGACAUCCCGGUCUUCAAGCGGAGACGGAGGUCCAGCUCCAUAGCGGCCUCGGAGAUGAUGGCUCAAGCGCAGAGCAACAGCAAGUCCCACCGCAGGACCUCGCUGCCCUGCAUUCCGCGGGACCACCAGUGGUCGGGGGCGAGCGUGGCGGUGGACUUGGCGGUGAUGGGCGAGGCCCAGGGGCUCAUCUCCGACAUGCUGGCCGACCCCUCCCUCGCCCCCAACACCUGCAGCUCCCUGAAGGCCGUCAGCACCCUCCUCAGCACCCAGUUCUCCCUGCGGCCGCUGCACCGGCCCCGCUUCCCCACCGACCCGCACCUCUGCUCCGACACCGAGGAGGGGGGCGGGGGAGGAGGCGGUGGGAGGGUGGAGAAGCUGGCCCUCCCCAAGGCCAGCCCGCUCUCCAGCCCCAUUGCUAAGACCUGCCCCGUGGAGCUGCCUGAGCCAGUCAGACCCCCGGCGGAGCGCACCCCUUGUCCCGGGGCCCCCAGGAGCCGCCAUCGAGCCCUCACACACAGCCAGAGCGCGCCCAGCUCCACCACCCUCCACUGGAGACCCCCCUCGCUCUGUACCGGCUGUGGCCGGCCCCUCAACAAUCGUCUGAACCAUGGCACAGAAUCUAUAGACAAAGAGGAGAGAGUCCACCACACGGAUAAGCGUGCGGUUGCUUCAUCGGACUACGACAGCACCUACGACAGCACCUUCGAGACCAACCACAGUGACAGCAGCGACUUUGCACAGAACGAUGAAGAGGGGGAAGGGGGGCAAGAAGCCCCCGAGGUCCGGGAUGGGCCCGGGCCGUAUCGGAACGAGGGCAUCAGUCUCCACCCCCUUGUCCCUGAUUCCCCCGAGAAGGAGAAAGCCUCCCAGGCCCUGGAGGUGGUGGGCCUCCCCGACCUGCAGCCCCUCAUGGCGCAGCUCAACAGCUGGAACUUCCCCAUCUUCAGCUUGGUGGACAAGACCCACGGCAAGACCGGCUGCAUCCUCAGCCAGGUGUCCUACAAGCUGUUUGAAGACACAGGUCUGUUCGAGACAUUUAAGAUUCCAGUGCAAGAAUUUAUGAACUACUUCGGUGCUUUGGAAAAUGGAUACAGGGACAUCCCAUACCACAAUCGGAUUCACGCCACCGACGUAUUGCAUGCAGUGUGGUACCUAACCACUCAGCCAAUCCCCGGCCUGACCCACCAGCUGGAGGACAGUAGCACACACCCAGACUCUGCCAACGGCCUCAGCCCCAGCGCCACCGGCCUGCUGUGCUCCAAGAUGAGCCCCCAGCGGGAGGGCUACGGCUCCCUGGCCGGGCUCAUCCCGGCCCUGGAGCUCAUGGCGCUGUACGUGGCCGCUGCCAUGCACGACUACGACCACCCGGGCAGGACCAACGCUUUCCUGGUGGCCACCAGCGCCCCACAGGCGGUUCUGUAUAACGACCGCUCUGUGCUGGAGAACCACCAUGCGGCGUCCGCCUGGAACCUCUUCAUGUCGCGGCCAGAGUUCAACUUCCUCAACAACCUGGAGCACGGGGAGUUCAAGCGCUUCCGCUUCCUGGUGAUUGAGGCCAUCCUGGCCACCGACCUCAAGAAACACUUUGACUUCCUGGCUGAGUUCAACGCCAAGGUGGGCGAAGAGGGCGUGUCCUGUAUCGAUUGGACCAAUGAAAACGACCGUCUCUUGGUGUGCCAGAUGUGCAUCAAGCUGGCAGAUAUCAACGGUCCGCUGAAGUGUAAAGAGCUGCACCUGCAGUGGACCGAUGGCAUCGUCAACGAGUUCUACGAACAAGGUGACCAGGAGGCCAGCCUGGGCCUCCCCAUAAGCCCCUUCAUGGACCGCUCGGCGCCCAAGCUGGCCGAGCUGCAGGAGUCCUUCAUCACGCACAUCGUCGGCCCCCUCUGCUCCGCCUACGACUCGGCCGCGCUCAUGCCCGGCUGCUGGGUAGAGCGCCGGCCGAGCGCCACCGCCACCGCCGGCGACGUCGGGGAGGAGCUCGAGGAAGUCGAGGAUGAGGAUGAAGACACGGCAGAGGAAGACGAUUCGACCAGCUCCGACACCUCCCAGAUACAAGACCCUCUGCGGAAGACCAGGAGAAAAGUAUUUUGCCAAAUCACACAGCACCUCCUCGACAACCACGAGAUGUGGAAGAGGGUCAUCGCCAAGGAGAGCCAAGAGCAGGCCCAGAAAGAGGAUUCAAACUGCCUCAGUGGCCCCGGCGAGCCAAUCACAGCCAUCAUUCACGAGGAGGAGGAGGAGUCAGCAAGCAAAGGGGAAGAGCCGGUCAACGGCAUCGAGGAAGAGGAUGAGGUAGAGCCGAUCGAGGGAGAGGAAUAUUUCCAGAGACAUUGUCCUCCUCCAUACGCUGCUGCUGCCCGCUCGUCACUGGCUGAGCUGAACGAGCGGCUCCAGGCCUACACAUGA
This is a messenger RNA of Gadus chalcogrammus (walleye pollock), 3546 nucleotides long. RefSeq names its product cGMP-inhibited 3',5'-cyclic phosphodiesterase 3A-like. Gene Ontology annotation, molecular function: 3',5'-cyclic-AMP phosphodiesterase activity. Lineage: Eukaryota; Metazoa; Chordata; Actinopteri; Gadiformes; Gadidae. Gene Ontology annotation, biological process: positive regulation of oocyte development; oocyte maturation. The record is from RefSeq and is a predicted model, not a curated record. Gene Ontology annotation, cellular component: cytosol.